Molecule: messenger RNA, 1800 nt
Organism: Letharia columbiana
Lineage: Eukaryota; Fungi; Ascomycota; Lecanoromycetes; Lecanorales; Parmeliaceae
Exons: 3
Coding region: 1-1800 (599 amino acids)
Biological process (GO): arachidonate metabolic process
Cellular component (GO): membrane
Source: RefSeq, a predicted model, not a curated record
AUGGAGUCAUCAGGGGGGCUACGACGAAGGGAUACGACCAAAGGCACUCCACUGCGAAUACUCUCUCUAGAUGGCGGAGGCGUGCGCGGCUACUCCAUGCUCAUCCUCCUACACGACUUCAUGCACAAGACAUACGCGGAAUGCAACAACGGCGAACCGCCAGAAGCAGACAAAGUGCCCAGGCCAUGCGACUACUUCGAUCUCAUUGCGGGCACUGGGACCGGGGGACUGAUUGCUAUCAUGCUGGGACGGCUACGAAUGAACACGAAGGACUGCAUGAGGGUGUACGUGCAAAUGACGAGGAAAGUCUUCGAGACGGACAAGACGAUUGCGGGGAUCCCAUACAGAUCUACGCUAUUCAAGGCCUCAAUGCUAGAAGACGCAAUAAGAGCUUGCGUGCGGACCUUCGAACACGAAAGGGACGAGAAUUGGGACGAUGCGUAUGGAGAUAUGCCGAACAGUCCUGGAAGCUUCUCGAGGCCGACGAGCAUGAUGAGUGAUAAGAAUGGGAUGCCGCGAUCGUCUACAAGCUCAAGCUCAAGGAACAGAUACAGUCAAGUUUCGGCCGACAACUGGACGGCAAUGGGAGACCCGAAUGCGUCGCUUGAGGAUCCUAGGAGGGAAAGGAGAUGUAAGACAGCAGUAACAGCGGUCUUGAAAGGCCACAAUGAGAGGAGUGCUACGACGGUUCUGCUACGAUCGUAUCCAUCCAGAACACAGCCAGCCAUUGAGUCUGAAUGUGCUAUCUGGCAGGCGGGACGUGCAACUUGCGCCACCAAGCUCGCUUUCAAAGAGGUCCGAAUCGGUACCUCGACAUUCUUAGACGAAGGCUACGGACUGGUCAACUCUGACAAAACGCCCACUUACAACCCAGCUCCACAGAUUCUAGACGAAGCCUUGGUCAAUGAAUGGCCCGGUCAGACCAUUGGCCUCUUUCUGAGCAUUGGCACAGGGAAGAGGCCCAGCGGAACACAAAACAUGCAGUCAGAAUGGUGGGAGGGUUUCGCGGGUGGUUUGGGAUCUUUCGCCGAAGCAAAGAGGAAGCUGAUCGCGAAGAUUGAGGGCUGCGAGAAGACACACAAGGAAAUGACAUCCAUCCAUUUACCACGGAGAGGUGUUGAUCCCCAGCAUUACCUCAGGCUGAACGUCGAAGUAGGAGUUGGUGAGUUUGGGAUGAACGAGUGGAACAGAUUGGCAGACAUCAGCAACAGCACGCAGUCAUAUCUGAACACGCCUGCCGUUAGAGUCAUGCUCAACGAAGGAGCGCAUGAAAUGGCCAAAGUUGAAGCUAUGCGACGGCAUGCUGCUAGCAGGAUCCAACGAGCAAAUGAAAGCUUCGACAAGCACGCCCCUGCUUACAUCCCUCCUUCAGAACCUUCAGCGAUUGAGCUUCCUGGUGGUGAAGACCCGCCGCUCAUGCCCAGACCUCUCAGCAAGCCUGGGCCGAUGUAUCCCGGAGGCCGACCGCAUUCAUAUCAGCAAGUCUCUAGCCCGGACGACAAAUUUGCCAUCAUGUCCUCGGACGAGGUCCCAGAGGCGGGGGAUGAAGCACGGCAGAGUUAUUCAGAGGAGCAGCCUUAUCGAGGCAGCAAAGAGUAUCAGCGACCUGACUCGGGCUAUGAGGCCCCCCCACUCCCACCUAAAACUCCAAUCCCUUACCGUGAUUCUCAUACAGCACGGCGGCACAUUUCGAAUCCAAGAGGUAAUGGCAAUGUGCCUCCACCGCUUCCAUAUCCUGAUACCGAUGGUCCGCCGCCUGUUGUCAACAUGGCGAGGAAGCCGGAGCAUGUGCCUAGGUGA